This is a messenger RNA of Closterium sp. NIES-65, 2199 nucleotides long. NCBI's taxonomy places the organism in Eukaryota, Viridiplantae, Streptophyta, Zygnematophyceae, Desmidiales, Closteriaceae. The record is from the annotation of a GenBank genome assembly.
AUGUAUGCUGUGACUAUUAGUGAUGAGGGUGACUGUUACCGGUGUUUCCCGCCCGACUCGGGCAUUGGUACUGCUGCUCUAGGUGCUGGUGAGGCUGCUGCUCUAGGUGCGAGUGCAUCUGCGCCCUCAGGUGCUGGUGAGUCUGCGCUCUCAGGUACCACGUCGGCUUCGGCCUCCCUCACCUUCACACUUGACUUAGGGGCUUCUCGCUCCUUCUUUCGAGACCGCACCACACUCACGCCGCUUGGUCGGCCGGUUGCAGUCUCCCUGGCAGACCCCUCUAGGGGUCCUGUCCUCUCUCACUUCUCCACUGUCCUCCCGUGUCCGGCUGCCCCCUCUGGCACCUUGUCUGGUCUUUACCUCCCCUCGUUCUCUACAAACUUGGUGAAUGGUGCUGACCUGCAGGAUACGGGGGUUCACCAGUUUACUCUUGCGAGUCAGCGGGUGACCCACUGCUCGGACGCUCGCACAGGCCGGCACCAGGCCACGUUUACGCGUCGGCCGGGGUCGAGCCUCUACACCCUGACCACUGGGUCUCCUCCUGUCCCUGCGUCUAGCCAAGUAGCUGCGUCGGGGCCUGGUCCUUCCUGUGUUCCCUGUGUCGAGGGGCGGCUCCGGGCUGCCCCUCACUCCUCUCAGUUUCCCCCGACAGAGGCCCCGCUGCAAUCGCUUCACAUGGACGUGUGGGGCCCGGCCCGCGUCCGUGGACAGGGUCAUGAGCGCUACUUUCUGCUGGUGGUUGACGACUACUCGCGUUACACCUCGGUCUUCCCCUUGCGCAGCAAGGGUGAUGUCACUGAGGUGUUGAUCGACUGGAUCCGCGCAGCUCGUCUCCAGCUCAGGAGGAGCUUCGGCUCGGACUUUCCUGUUCUGCGUCUGCACUCUGACCGAGGCGGAGAGUUCUCCUUUGGCCUUCUGCGAGCCUACUGCUGUGCGAGAGGCAUCCGCCAGACCUUUACACUUCCGGACUCUCCACAGCAAAAUGGGAUUGCUGAGCGCCGCAUUGGCAUGGUCAUGGACAUCGCUCGUACGUCCAUGAUGCAUGCGGCUGCCCCCCAUUUUCUGUGGCCGUUUGCGGUUCGGUACGCGGCGCAUCAGAUCAACCUUCACCCCAGGGUCUCCAUGCCGGAGACCUCCCCAGCUCUGCUGUGGACGGGGAAGGUAGGCGAUGCGUCUGCGUUCCGUGUCUGGGGAUCUCGGGCGUUUGUCCGCGACUUGUCUGCGGACAAACUGUCCCCUCGUGCUGCUCCUUGUGUCUUCCUUGGCUUCCCCCCUGACGCACCAGGGUGGCAGUUCUACCACCCCUCCUCUCGUCGUGUUCUGUCCUCCCAGGACGUCACGUUUGACGAGUCGGUCCCCUACUACCGUCUCUUCCCCUACCGCACUCCUUCCCUCCCCCCGUCGCCGCAAUUCCUUGUGCCGGGCCCCCCCCAGGUAGACCCCCUCCCCCCUCAGGGUCCUGCCCCUUCAGGUGUGUCCCAGGUAGACGCAGUCGAGCUGGUCGAGGUUGCUGGUGACUUUGGUACUACUGCGGGUGCUGAGCCUGGGGGUGCUGACUCUGGGGGUGCAGCGCGAGUGGGUGCUGAGCCUGGGGGUACUGAGCCUGGGGGUGCUACGACUGAGGGUGCUGAGCCUGGGGGUCCUUCGCCUGGGGGUGCUGCGUCUGGAGCUGCUGAGUCUGGGGGUGCUGCGCCUGGAGCUGCUGAGCCUGGGGGUACUGAGUCUGGAGCUGCUGAGCCUGGGGGUGCAGAGCCCGCGGCCGCUGGACCUGCUCGUGUGGCGUCUGGCGGUGCUGGGCCUGGUGGUUCUCCGGGUGCUUCGUCUCGGCGGGAGCCACUCUCUCCACAGGAGCUGCGCGAGUGGUUUGCCUGGCGCUGGAGGCGUACUGCUGGAGCUGGUGCUUCUUCGACUGCUGAGGGUGCUGGUGUCGCCAGUCUCGGAGGUGCUAGCUCUGGGAGUGCUGGAGCUGCUGGGCUUGCGAGUGCGACUGGAGUCGGAGCUGCUGAGGGUGUUGGCGCUGAGGCUACUGCUGUCAGUCCUAGCGGCGGUCCUGCUGCGGGUGCUGCUGGUGCUGCUGGAGGUACAGGAGCUGGAGGUGCUGUUGGCGCUGGUGCUGCCACUGGGAGUGCUGGUGCUGUCCCAGCUGUGUCUAGAGUCGCCGCGCGGCCUUGGCCGUACUUUGUUCCGCUCCUUCAGUAG